This is a messenger RNA of Porites lobata, 683 nucleotides long. The record is from the annotation of a GenBank genome assembly. Lineage: Eukaryota; Metazoa; Cnidaria; Anthozoa; Scleractinia; Poritidae.
AUGUUUGCGUUUGUAGCGUUUACCAUUGGUCGUGAGCUGGAGGGCAGAUUCCUGUCGAGCGGUAUGUCGCUUUGGCGCAUGCGGAGGCCACGUGCCUACGUUGUGUUUGCGUUGUACUCGAAGCUUUGUUAGCGUGGCGUGGCGUGGCGUUCCAGUAGCGUAGAGUUUCUCUUGGUUCUGCCCUAGUUUUGGCUAGCUUGGUUUCUCAGUUCCAGUAGCAUACCUUUUUCUCUUGGUUCUGUCAAAGUUUUUUCCGGUCGAAGUGGUUUUCGUUGCCGUUGUUCGUCGUUUUUCCUGUUGUGGUUCGUCCUCUGCUGGAGAGUUUUUGGUUGUCCUCUGUAAUGCCGCGCUCAUCUCGCUCGACUAACAACAGCUUAUCGGCGGGCCUUCCUACCGAAGACCCCCUUCCAUCUACGGCAACGUCUGAAAGUCCUGUGUCGAGUACGGCUUCUAGUUCUUGGUCGCCUCAGUUGGCUGACUCUCUCACCGAGGCUGUGGCUCGGGCAAUCGGAAACUCCAUUCCCGCCAUUAUUUCAUCGAUCCAGAGAAACGCCUUCUCGCAGGCUUCUUCUUCGGUUCCAGGCGUUUCUGCUAGCGGGGCUCCACAACCUUUAUUUUCUUCAGCGUCCACUUCGAGUGCGAGUACAGGUGACGGUGUUUCUUCGGUGGCUUCCAAGCCUUGA